UUUUCGUUGCAUACUUUAGCAUUUGAAGGAUUGAUGAUUUCUGAUAAUUCAAGCUACAUUGCUGUAGUUGCCAUUGAUUUUGGAACCACAUACAGUGGUUUUGCGUUUGCCUUCAACCACAAGGAAGGAGAAGGUGGUAUCCAUAUGAACAAGGCAUGGGGAAACGAGCAAGGUUUUUCUAAUCUGAAAACUCCAACGUCAUUGCUUCUUCGUCCCGACGGUCAAUUUGAUUCAUUUGGAUUUGAAGCAGAUGAGAAAUACGCCAACUUUUUUAAUGGAGAAGAUCAAGAGUACAUGUAUUUCAAACGAUUCAAAAUGACACUUCACAAAUCUGAGGUAAAAUCUUUAAGCUAUGAACGCUUGUUUACCUAUGUUAUAUUUCUGCUUAUCCUGCAGUAAAAAAAUAUUCCUGCAUUCGAAGACAGUGAUUGGGAAACAUUCUCAACAAAACUAUUGCACGCAAAUGAUGGCUGCAUCUACAGUCACAAUAACUGAAAAAAUAUAUAAGGACUCGGCCACAGAGGUCUAAUUAGUGUCUCAGAGAGAGGCUGUGGAGAGAGGAAAAGAAAGCGCGCCUCAUCGUCCUCUGUACUCUUGCUGUUUUUGGUUUUUUGAAUUUUAUUUCAAUAGAGUUAAAAAGUGUGACGUCAUAAAAAAUUAAAUUUGUGAAACUAUGAGAUUUGUCAGGAUAUUCUGAAAGAACAAAAUCCGAGAGGCCUACCUGCCAAAAACUAGCAUUGUGGGGCAAAAUGUCUCUGAGAUAUUAGCCCAGUUAUGCUCUGAUGACUCGAUCCAUACAAAUCCUUCUAAAUUUGAAUUGGGCGUAAACGUUUGGACCCUUUUCAGUGGGUUGUUAGCAGAUUUUGUAGGAAUAUGUAAGCGUUACCCUAAGUAGUCUAAGUCUAGCUUGUGAGAUAAUGCAUUCUCAUAUAUAAACUCGUGUUUUUCCAUUGUAGAGUUUGGACCGUAACACUAAGUUGACAGCAAGUAAUGGAAGAAAAUUGGAAGCUCUCACCGUGUUCUCACUUUCAAUAAGAUAUCUCAAAGAUAAAGCUAUCGAAAUAAUCCGUGAGGUGACUGGAGACGAUGGGUACAAUGCUAUAGACAUACAGUGGGUCUUAACGGUACCUGCUAUUUGGAAACCUGCUGCUAAACAAUUUAUGAGAGAAGCUGCCUACAGGGUGAAUAAUACUAAUAUACUUUUCUUUCCUUUCUUUUUUCUCUAUUUUUUGCUAAGUGUGUGAAAAAGUAAAAGGAAUGAAGUUUAUAGAUUUUAACUCGUCAUUACACUGAUCGAUGUUGUUGUUUCAGUUUGUUUCAUUGUUUUUGUUUGUUCUUCUAUCCGUUUUGGUCAUCAGUUCAUGUUUUAAGUAAGGAAUUGAGUGUAACAUAAAAUAACCUUGAGAAAGCUAGAUAGAAAGCCAACCUUGUGAGCGAACUCGCCUCGCAAGGUAAAUUGAAAUUUGCAAAUCAUUGUGUUUCAUUGUUACCUAUGAUGGAAUUUACAUUAUCAGAUUUAUAUUAUAUUAUUUUUUUUUUUUUUCGAUGGACUAAUAUUUUAAGGGUGUAAAAACCCAAAUGCACUCAUAGAAAGCUGACCACUGCGGUCAAAUUGUCUGUAGUAAAUGAACUAUUGCGUUAUUGUGGCUAUAAUAACUCUGCUACGUGUAAUACCAUUCUAUCCUUAUUUCAAGGCUGGUAUUGCUUCUGCUAAUAACCCGGAACAGCUGCUAAUUGCUUUAGAACCAGAGGCUGCAUCAAUUCAUUGCAGAGACAAAAAGAUGAAGGACUUCACAAGUGAAAGGGGUGAUGCUGGUAUAUCUGAUGUCUUCGCACGCCCAGCGGCAAAAUAUUUGGUGGUAGAUAUAGGAGGUAAUCUAAUUGAUUGCAAUAGCACUCAGUUAACCACUUUGAAUUAUAUAUAAACCCAUGUGAAGAAAUACAAGACGGUCUUGGAUUCUGAGUUCCACGCCUUGGAUUGCGGAUUCCAGGUACUGGAAUCCAGUCUUUGUCAGUGGAACUUGGAUUAUAGAUUUUUGAAUUCCUUGAGCUGUUUCUUGACUACAAAGCCCAGGAUUCUGGAUUUCACAAGCAAAAUGUUUCCAGAUUCUGGAUUCCACAAGCAGAAAUUUCACGAUUCCCUUUCAUGCGGCUACAAUUAUCUUGUCUUUGAGUAUUUAAUCAUCCUUACUAGUAGUUUCGAUGCUACAUUUUAUCUUUUGUUGCAUAGAACUAUUCUAAUUAAUUGUCAGACUUCUGAGAUCGACCUCCUUUUCUUACCAUUCUCUAUUUAAGUCGUAUUGAAAGGACUCAGUAAUGGGAGUGAUUUAUAGUAAAAAUAACGCACUUGCCUUGUUAUGAAAUGAACGAGAAAUUAAAAUACUGAGGAUAAGAAGAGGAGCAGAGUGCAGAAGCGCGUUUCUUCAACACUGUAAAUUAGGCGUGUUUGAGCAAAACCAUGCAAGUGUGAUAUGUAGAUGCAAUAGAGGUGGCGUCAGUACAUGUCUGACUUUUGGCUUGCAUUUUCUAUUAGCCUGUGCCGCAGACGAAACUAAACUUUAGUUACGUCCGUCUGCGAAACAGCUCUGAAAUCCUUGAUAUGGGCCCCCACCUGUGUGCCAGGAAUUGAGUACGCGUCAUGACUGUCCUGUUGAAAAUUCCAUUGUCAAUUUGCCAGUCAGAAUGAAAGGAAAUUAGAAACGCUCUUCCGGCAAUUUGUAAAUCCGUUGGGGCCCAGAACAAGGAUAUCGGCGCUGAUUCGCAUACGUUAGUGACUGAGGCUAAAUCAUGUCUGUGACGCAGGCUAUAGCAUUUAUUUGAAAGGUUAUUCGUUUUGGCACAAAAGUGUGCGGGUAUUUUGAACUAAUAUACAACGUUUUCUUUUUCUUUUUAUUAUAAAGGUGGAACUUUAGACGUGACAGCUCAUGAAAUCUUGACAAAUGGCAAUAUAAAAGAAAUAUUCAAGGUAACCGGGGGACCUUAUGGUGGAACAAAAGUUGACGAGGAGUUUGUUUCACUUCUUAAGCGAUUCUUUGGAACUAAAGUGAUGGAAACAUUCUCUGCAAAAUAUCCAGGAGAAUGGCUUGAUAUGAUGAACGAGUUUGAGAUGAAGAAGCGGGGGCGACGAGCGUUCGAGGGUCAAACGACCAGACUUCGACUCCCACGUACCCUAACAGCAUUGAUAUCAGAGUAUCGUGGACCUGCUGGUAAAAUAGAUGGAGUCCAGUUCCUCAGGAAUGAAUAUCUCUGUUUAGACGCCCCAGCGAUGAAAAGGUUGUUUAAGCCAGUUUUGGAUGGAAUCGUGAACCACCUGACCAGCCUGCUGCAGAAUCCGUGUCUUAAGGAAUUGCAAUUUUUCUUUUUGGUUGGAGGCUUCGCCCAGUCUGCUCUUCUCCAGAGUGCCAUCAAAGAGCAAUUUAGUAGCAGGUAGUAUGUCUUAAGGCUUACUUAUUCAAGUAGAUUUUCCAGACCAAACUUCUAUUAAAAAUGAAUGGUGAGCACAGAUAGCAGGUAGUAUGUCUUAAGGCUUACUUAUUCAAGUAGAUUUUCCAGACCAAACUUCUAUUAAAAAUGAAUGGUUAGCACAGAACGCAAUUUGAUCUCGCGCGUUUGGAGCUUCUUUCACCCAUAACCUGUGCACCCGUAUUUUUACCAUUUGUCAAGUGAAAUUUACGCAAAGCACAGCGUUGGAGCAAAAGCGUUUUGACCUUAGAUCGUUGUCCCCGCACUCAGUAACCUUAGUGGUUACUAUUUUAUCUCUUAUCGUUGACAUAUUUUAUCGCAUUUUACUAUUCAUUGUAUUUUUUCUGUUUUAAACUUUUGCUUACUGUUUGUACCGUAUACUUAUGCUAAUCUUUUAUUUUAAUCAGUCUUGAAAAUGUCUUCGGAGAGAAAGUAACGUAUAGUGACCUUUUAACGUCAACUUUUAUCACAAAAUGUAUAUGCAAGAAAUUCGUCAUCGAUAAUCGCGAUGUAUGCAACAAAUUUUGGUUAAGAUAAACUGUGACGUUCAGGCAUGCGUGAAGGAAUGGUCUAUAACAGGCCAGAAAUUCACGCCUAAAACCUAGUAAAUUGGACUUGUAAUGAAACCGAGGGAAAGUCGUUUCACAUUAGCCGCCCGUGCCUCCUCGAGACGGAUCCCGCAAGGCUGAUUAGCAGUAAUCACGCAUAAAAAUUUUAGUCCAUUCGGCUUUGUAUUUACCUUCCUAAUGAUUGUUGCGGGCAACAAGGGGGCUUGAAAUCGAAAAUUCCAGGUUGUUAUCAGGCAUAGUGCACGGCGCGUAUUUAGCCUGCUUCGUUUGGAUUUCCAUCAAGAAUGGAUGAAAUAUGCACAGAAAAAAGUCUCUUUUGACGCGUCUUUGAUGUAAUCCUAGGUGUUUUAAUCAUUUAUAGCGUGUUUAAUUGACACGCUAUUGUCAUUUCCAUGUUUAUCGGCUACUGUCAUGCCUUAAACUACGUGUAAACGGACGCAACAACUCCCAAUAUUGUUGGGCCUAGAAUGUUGGGAGUUGUUGCGUCCCUAACUGGAAACAUAACGUAAACACCUGUGUUUCCGUGCACGUUGGCGGUGGUGGGCAAACGGAUGCAACAACUUCCAACAACACGCAACAACAUGCAACAGGGUGGGCGAAAGGACGCAACAUGUAACAUCCAAUGUUGGGAGUUGUAGGCCAACAAUGCUGCGACUGUUUGCAAGGGGCGUUAAUAGUGGAUGCUGUUAGUAAAUGUGGCACAGAUCAUUUUUGACAUUUACUUGCAUGUACAUGUACAGGUGGACGGACUUCUGGACGGUCACGUGAUUACAAAAACUUUUCACAUCUGUCAGGGGCGGAUCCAGGAUUUUUUUUAGGAGGGGUGCACUCGUCUCUUGCUCUACUUCAACACCAAUAAACCACAUAGUUUUUGUUUUGCAGAAUACCAGUUGUAGAAAACUGCAGGUCAUCUCAGGAAGGGGGGGGGGGGGUUGCGCACCCCCUGCACCCUCCCCCUAGAUCCGCCCGUCUAUAGGUUACAAUUUUUUCUUACGCAUGGUGCUCUGCACGUGCGAGAGCUCUGCUAUAGUUUUGUGUUGUCAUAACUAUCAAGAUUGAAGGGUUAACCGCAACAUCUUAUUAGCCCCGGUUAUAUAAGAGUUAUUGAAAGAACGCUUUCUUAAUGCUGUUGAGUGUUGAUACCCACCUGUGGUGGUUUGUGGGUACAAGGUUCAUUCCAAGUCGUCUCUGCAACGACCACCCAAAAUUCUUCCAAUUCGCUGUUGGCAUUUUCUCUUGACAGUUUGUAACUUUGACAUUAACCCUUAAGUAAUCUAUCGUAAAAAUUGUAAUAACGCCGUUCUAAAUGUCUUGCCUCAUACACUGGUUUAUCGGAGGACCUGUUUGCUAAAAACUGCCCCAUCAACCUUUUUGACAAAAAAAUAAUAAUGUUAUUUGAAUCUUCUAUUUCCUUUUCCCCCUUAACAGAUUUUCUCUAAAAUUGAAAAAUAUUACUUUUUAAAGACCAACAUUACACUAAACAUUUUAGUUUGUUUAAUUAUAAUUCUUUUGCAUUCUUGUUAUUUUCACUAGAUAUAAGAUUUUAGUUCCGCUGGACGCAAGUAUUGCAGUAGUGCAAGGGGCAGUGAUGUUUGGUCAAAAGCCGCACGCAAUUGAUUCCAGAAUCAUGUCCACAACUUACGGUUUUGAAACCAACCAACGCUUUGAUCCCAUACUUCAUCCCAUGGAGAAGAAGUACAUUGUAGACGAUGUCGCUUAUUGUAAAGAUUGUUUUGUUGUCAUGGUUAAAGAAAAAGAAAUGGUAAAAAUAGGAGAGAUGAAAAGAUUUCCAAAUUACAAGCCAUUGGGAAAAAGUCAAACAAGCGUUCGGUUCGAGUUUUUCACCUCUACCGACCCAAAGGUAAAAUACAUUACUGAUGAUGCAGUGGGGCCUUCGAUAGGAAAAGUUGUCGUCGAAUCUCCUGAUAUCUCAAAGGGCACUGACCGAAAUAUUGACGUUUGCGUCUAUUUUGGAGGCACGGAAAUCAAAGUGACAGCAAUUGAUCUUACAAGUCGUAACACUGCCACCGCAUAUUUGGAUUUUUUGUGCAAGAAUUAG
Molecule: messenger RNA, 6090 nt
Organism: Porites evermanni
Lineage: Eukaryota; Metazoa; Cnidaria; Anthozoa; Scleractinia; Poritidae
Source: the annotation of a GenBank genome assembly